AUGCACCUCACUGGACUCGUUCGUCUGACUGCCAUCGCGGCCACCCUCACGGCCAACGUCAAUGGUCAGGUUGAAUUCAACAGUGACAAUCUUCCGACCAAGCUCAACUACCAAGAGUACAUCUCACAGUUGGCUUUCAACAAGGAAUCGACGGCUCACAUCGACAUUGAGCCGCUAAUCCUCGGAGGAGGCAUCGUACCUCCCGGUACCAAGACGUACACGACGGGUGUGCGUCCGACGGCCAAUGGAACGGACUUCUGCGGCGGCUCCCUCAUUACGCCGACGCACGUGCUUACCGCUGCACAUUGUAUGGCUGGAGAUAUCCAAUACGUCUCUGUCGGAACGCAUUUCCUCAGUGGUACCGUGGACGGUGAGCAAAUCAAGGUUGUCAACUCGACGCGUCACCCUAAGUACGCAGCCGAGACCAACUCGUACGACUUCCUGGUCCUUAAACUGGAGAAACCCAGUACGUUUCCACCCGUCGCACUCGCUAAAUCCAACGAUUCGGAUGUCGUUGACGGCGGUAAUGCGACGGUAAUGGGGUGGGGUGCUACUGCGCAAGGUGGCGAGCAAUCGAACGAGCUACUUCGUGUCGACGUUCCGCUCGUGAACAACACUGCGUGUGCCAAGGUACUAGACGUCGAUGCGACCAUGUUGUGUGCCGGAGGAGAACUCGACAAGGACUCGUGCCAGGGCGACUCCGGUGGACCACUCAUAGUGGAGCAGGCAGUCGAAGAUGUGCUCAUUGGUGUCGUGAGCUGGGGAAAUGGCUGUGGACGUGCUGGGUACCCAGGAGUGUACGCACGCGUGUCUGUCGCAAGAGAGUGGCUGGACAGCGUUGCCCCAGGCGUUCAGUUCCGCUAG
This is a messenger RNA of Phytophthora infestans T30-4, 864 nucleotides long. RefSeq names its product serine protease family S01A, putative. Lineage: Eukaryota; Oomycota; Peronosporomycetes; Peronosporales; Peronosporaceae. The coding region runs from base 1 to 864 and encodes 287 amino acids. Gene Ontology annotation, molecular function: serine-type endopeptidase activity. Gene Ontology annotation, biological process: proteolysis. The transcript has a single exon. The record is from RefSeq and is a predicted model, not a curated record.